This is a messenger RNA of Anopheles funestus (African malaria mosquito), 2259 nucleotides long. Its product is annotated as elongation of very long chain fatty acids protein. Gene Ontology annotation, cellular component: endoplasmic reticulum membrane. The record is from RefSeq and is a predicted model, not a curated record. Gene Ontology annotation, molecular function: fatty acid elongase activity. Lineage: Eukaryota; Metazoa; Arthropoda; Insecta; Diptera; Culicidae. Bases 622 to 1563 code for a protein of 313 amino acids. The transcript is spliced from 8 exons. Gene Ontology annotation, biological process: fatty acid elongation, monounsaturated fatty acid; sphingolipid biosynthetic process; fatty acid elongation, saturated fatty acid.
GAUUUUGCCGGUUCGUCGCUUAUGCCACUGUUGCGGUCUUUUGUCUGUUUCGUUGGAAUCUGUCUCGCUUUGGCGGCGCGAAAAUCAUUCACGUUCGUUGAUAAUAAACGUGUAUUGGUGCGUGCGUGGAUAUGUGUGUGUGUGUGCGUGCUUGAUCGUAAGAGGUUGGUAGGGGAAGGAAGACUCUUCGCACCAUCGUAAAAGACAACGGUUGUGAAGAAUGAUGGUAGUGGGGUGAUCGCUGCAAUAAAGCUCAUCCAGUUUUCAGUAGAGUUUUUGGCUCCGCUGUCCGCUUGUUUGGUACAUAGAUUAGGUUUUAGACUGUCGGAGCUUCUCCGGCGUUUGUUGGCCAGAAACGAUCAGUUCGAUUCGGACACGCGCACUGAACGGUGUGGCAGGACUCGACAGUACCUGCUGCUACUUCGACAACGCCUGACGCGAUCACGAGUGAUUUUCUCACUAGAGAAAAAGAAUCAAUAAACAAGCGUUCUGUUCUGUCACUUGCCUUUGAAAAGAGCGUCCAGUGAAGAGUUCACAAAGCAAGCACAAGAUAAAGCCGUAAGUGCAGGUGAAACGUGGUGAGUGAAACACCAAAAAAACGAGCAAACCAGCUUCACCAAAAUGAAUCCAGACGUGCAGAUAAGUGAACCCAGCAACGGCAUCCUGGACCGUGUGAUGAGGUUUUUCGUUGAUAAUCAAGAUGAGCGCACGAAGGAGUGGUUCCUGUCUGGAUCGAUCACCCCCCUGAUCAUGAUCCUUGUGACGUACCUGUACUUCUGCCUGUACGCUGGUCCCCGCUAUAUGGCGAAGCGAAAGCCCUUCAAGCUGGAGAAUGUGCUGAUUGCGUACAAUGCGGUCCAGGUGUUGCUCAGCAUCGUGUUAGUGUAUGAAGGUAUUGAAGGCGGUUGGAGGAAACAUUACAAUUACUCGUGUCAACCUGUGGACUACAGUCGAAACCCGGUAGCAAUGAGGAUGGCUCGUGCCGUUUGGAUGUACUACAUGUGCAAGGUCGUGGAGCUGCUCGAUACGGUGUUCUUCGUACUGCGGAAGAAACAGAACCAGGUUUCGUUCCUGCACGUCUACCACCACACCUUGAUGCCAAUCUGUGGCUUCAUUGGCGUCAAGUACUUUGCCGGGGGCCACGGUACGCUGUUGGGCGUCAUCAACUCGUUCAUCCAUGUCUGCAUGUAUGCGUACUAUAUGCUGGCCGCAAUGGGCCCUAAGGUCCAAAAGUAUCUGUGGUGGAAACGUUAUCUGACCGUAAUGCAGAUCGUUCAGUUCAUUAUCGUGUUCUUCCACACUGUUCAGGUACAGUUCCAGCCCAACUGUUCCUAUCCGAAAUCAAUCGCCGCCCUGCUCACACUGAACGCCGGCCUGUUCAUCUACAUGUUCAGCUCGUUCUACGUGCACUCGUACAUCCGCAAAACGAAUGCGGCCGCGAAGCGCACCGCAAAGCCCGGCGAGGAAAACAACAACCAGUUGGAGUGCAAACCAAAGGACGCCGUCGAGGUGAACACGCGGACAGCCGUAAUGGCGACGGGCGAGAUUAAGAAGGAGCUGUAGGCUAGUUUUAUGCGUAAGAUAAUCUCUCUUCUUCUUGCGUGCGCGAGUAUACUCACGCUGGCUCAGGAGGGUGGGUUGUGGCAAAAUUGAACUGGAGUAGGAGUUCGGAACAGAUCGUGGAUACAUGAAAGGGAUCCAAAGAAUGAUGGGGAGAAGCAAAAAAAAAACGAAUGAAAGGGCUAGCUCAAAGUCAACAGAUAUCUUCCCACCACGGCCUAAUUCUGCAAGCUCCACACAGCUCGCAGGAGUUUGCUAGAGUGUAGGACUAAAACAAAAAAAGAAAAUCUGUAGCUUAAUAGCUGGGAAGCAUAUCACUUAGGGAAGUAAAUCAGAAACAGCACCAUCAUACACAUUCACUCCAUCACGGUCCAUGCCUUUCAUGAUCUCAAGCAAGAUCUUGAUGUGAACCCUUCGACGGACUGGUAUUUGCAGUUGUGAGACGCACGUAUGUCCGAACACGUGUUAGGUCGUCAACGUUAUGAUUGCACCAUCGUUGUGCGUUACAGCGUUACAGUUGGGUACUAGCAAAGAUGGUCGAAAUCGAAGCCUCCAUUCAAACCGAAGUUUAGUCCUUCCGGGAGCAGUGUAUUGUUUUUAUAUACUAUGUUUAGCUAAAACCGACGCGUGCGAUGUACAUUAUUAAUUUUUUUUGCUAGAUUAUUUAAUUUAAACACGGAAAUGAGAAACGGUACGAAA